Molecule: messenger RNA, 2972 nt
Organism: Cynara cardunculus var. scolymus (artichoke)
Lineage: Eukaryota; Viridiplantae; Streptophyta; Magnoliopsida; Asterales; Asteraceae
Product: alpha-xylosidase 1-like
Exons: 3
Coding region: 1-2769 (922 amino acids)
Biological process (GO): carbohydrate metabolic process
Molecular function (GO): carbohydrate binding; hydrolase activity, hydrolyzing O-glycosyl compounds
Source: RefSeq, a predicted model, not a curated record
AUGCUCCUUCUUCUUCUUCUUCUUCUUCUUCCCAUCCUCAUCUCAUCAUCUUCUGCAGCUUCUUCUUCUUCCCAAUCCCCUGUAAUUGGCAAUGGCUACCGUCUCAUCUCCAUUGAUGAAUCCUCCGAUGGUGGACUUAUUGCCCACCUCCAAGUCAACCACAAAAACACCAUCUACGUUUCUUCUGUCGGUUACUGUCUCUGUCGGAUUUUCAGGCAUGAAACGGAUGAGCGUUUGAGGGUACACAUCACCGAUGCACAGCAGCAAAGAUGGGAAGUACCGUACGACCUCUUACCAAGAGAACAACCUCCACCGCCUUCCAUCGGCCGAUCACCAGGAACCACCAUCACCGCCACAGAAUACGCCGGCAGCGAGUUGAUAUUCAGCUACAUCACCGAUCCGUUUUCGUUCGCUGUGAGAAGGAAAUCCAACGGUGAGACGCUCUUCAAUUCCGCCUCCGACGAAUCCUCCCCUUUCAAUCCCCUGGUGUUUAAAGAUCAGUAUCUGGAGAUCUCAACGUCUCUGCCAAAAGAUGCGUCGUUGUACGGGCUGGGAGAAAACACGCAGCCGCACGGGAUUAAGCUGUACCCAAACGAUCCGUACACGCUGUGGACGACGGAUCAAUCGGCGAUUAACCUGAAUAUGGAUUUGUAUGGAUCGCACCCUGUGUAUAUGGAUUUGAGGAAUGUGGACGGGAAGGCAAAUGCACAUGGGGUAUUGCUGCUGAACAGUAAUGGAAUGGAUGUGUUGUACCGGGGGACGUCCUUGACAUACAAAGUAAUCGGUGGUGUUUUCGACUUCUACUUCUUCUCGGGACCUUCUCCCCUUGCUGUUGUGGAUCAGUAUACUCAGCUUAUUGGUCGCCCUGCUCCUAUGCCCUACUGGUCUCUAGGGUUUCACCAAUGCAGAUGGGGUUACCACAAUCUAUCUGUGGUCGAAGACGUCGUCCAAAACUACCGGAAGGCCGAAAUUCCUCUCGAUGUUAUUUGGAAUGAUGACGAUCACAUGGACGGACACAAAGAUUUCACGCUAAAUCCCAAGACUUACCCUCGCCCAAAACUGCUCGACUUCUUGAACCGUAUACAUUCCCAUGGCAUCAAGUACAUCGUCAUUAAUGACCCUGGAAUCGGCGUUAAUUCCAGUUAUGGAACUUACCAACGAGGACUUGCUAAUGAUGUUUUCAUCAAGUACCACGGGAAGCCGUAUUUGGCCCAAGUCUGGCCUGGGCCAGUUAACUUCCCCGACUUCCUCAAUCCGAAAACCGUGUCUUGGUGGGCUGAUGAAAUCCGGAGGUUUCAUGAGCUUGUCCCCAUAGACGGGCUUUGGAUAGACAUGAAUGAGGCUUCAAAUUUUUGUUCAGGCCUAUGCAAGAUACCUGAAGGAAAGCAGUGCCCUAGUGGUACUGGACCCGGUUGGAUUUGUUGUUUGGAUUGCAAGAACAUCACGAAAACGAGAUGGGACGAGCCGCCGUACAAGAUCAAUGCAUCGGGAACGCCUGUGCCCAUCGGGUACAAGACUAUACCGACAAGUGCGGUUCACUAUAACGGCGUCCUGGAGUACGAUGCACAUAGCAUAUAUGGGUUCUCUGAGACCAUCGCCACUCACAAAGGCCUUCUAGGCCUCGAGGGAAAACGCCCUUUUAUCUUGACCCGGUCUACAUUUGUGGGAUCGGGUCGGUAUGCAGCCCAUUGGACCGGAGACAACAAGGGAACUUGGGAUGAUCUCAAGUAUUCGGUGUCUACCAUGUUGAAUUUUGGGAUAUUUGGCAUUCCAAUGGUUGGGUCGGACAUAUGUGGGUUUUACCCGGCGCCAACCGAAGAGUUAUGCAACCGUUGGAUCGAAUUGGGAGCGUUUUACCCUUUCUCGAGAGACCACGCCAACUACUAUUCCCCAAGACAAGAGCUUUACCGGUGGAAGUCCGUAGCUAAGUCGGCUAGAAACGCAUUAGGUAUGCGGUACAAGCUUCUUCCUUACUUGUACACGUUGUCCUACGAGGCGCACACGACAGGUUCGCCCAUUGCACGCCCGCUCUUUUUCUCAUUCCCGAACAUCACAAAACUUUAUGGAUUAAGCACGCAAUUCUUGCUCGGAAGUAGCGUAAUGGUCUCGCCAGUUCUCGACAAGCAUCAAACGAAAAUAAGCGUAAUGUUCCCUCCCGGAACUUGGUACAAUUUGUUCGAUUUGAGUCGAGGUAUUGUCUCGAAGGAAACCGAGUCUUUUUCGGUGGAUGCUCCCUUGCACGUGAUCAAUGUCCAUUUAUAUCAAAACACCAUUCUUCCUAUGCAAAGAGGAGGAAUGGUAUCAAAAGAAGCAAGAACGACACCGUUUACCCUCAUUGUGACUUUUCCGGCCGGGGCCACCGAAGGGGAGGCGAAAGGAAAUCUUUAUCUAGAUAAUGAUGAGCUUCCCGAGAUGAAAUUGGGAAACGGUCAAUCAACUUAUAUCGAUUUUACCGCAAAGGUUGAGAAGGGCGUGGUGAAAGUGUGGUCAGAUGUGAAAGAAAGUGCGUUUGCUCUCGAGAAAGGCCUGGUUCUUGAGAAAAUUACGGUCCUCGGGUUAACUGGGGUCGGAAGAGGAUUUUCUGUGGAGGUCGAGGGCAUUACAUUGGUUUUCAAUAUAUCGAAGUUGGAACUGGUUGAAACCGAACAUGACUUUUUGGAUGAGUUGAAAGGUAAAGGUAACAAGAAGAGUAGAAUGACGGAGGUCAAGGGGUUGGAUAUACCCAUUGGUAAAAAAUUCUCGAUAUCGUGGAAAAUGGGAAUUCAUUGAUUGUUAAGGGGGUUCAACUGAAAAUUAUGCGAAAGCAAAAUUAAUGUUUUUCGAAUAAUUAUUUUGUUAUUAUCAUAAUUAUUUUUCAAGUAUUUACAAUUGUGGUAUCACGUGAUAUUAAGAUGUAAGGGGUGGUUUGAUAGUUUAUUAAUAGUUUGAUGGAUAAUGAUUAAGUGGUCAGAAUAAUUAAAAGGUUUUUAUGA